This is a messenger RNA of Pichia kudriavzevii, 2793 nucleotides long. RefSeq lists its product as uncharacterized. Bases 1 to 2793 code for a protein of 930 amino acids. The transcript has a single exon. NCBI's taxonomy places the organism in Eukaryota, Fungi, Ascomycota, Pichiomycetes, Pichiales, Pichiaceae. The record is from RefSeq and is a predicted model, not a curated record.
AUGGAAGCAGCUAUGGGUGUCUCUAAAGGGCGCAAGGGUCCUAGACCCCCUCUUUCAGGGCCAAAUAUGUCGAACGGUGUUGAUCAAGCAGGAUUUAUUGAUAUCAACUAUGAAACUCCAAUAAAUCAGCAAUCACAACCAUUGCCCAAUUCAUAUCCAGAGAUGAACGGUUACCCUCCACACGGGUAUCCAGUACGAGGUCACCCCCAAUACCCACCAAUGCCUAAACAGGGAAUACCACCAAGCCAAGGCGCAAAUAUGUACAUGAACUCUAAUGGCAGUAGUGUUUCCACAUACUCACAGAUGUACCACAACCCAAGUGCUGCUGCUUCUGGAAUGAGUUUUGGUGGCAACACUGGUGGAGUUGGAAGCGCAGGCCCAUACGGUCGGACCCCUUACGGGAGUAGUGCUAAUAAUAGACCCAGGGCCCAAAGAAGAAAUUCAAACUCUUCGAUAAGUACUAAGUCCGUGAAUAAUUUUGUGAAGAAACAAUGGAAUAGGUUUGGCAAUAAAGGAUCAGCGGCUAGCAUCAAAGAUGAAGAGGAGGAUGAUGGCGGCAUAGAAGUUGAUACAUCACAAAAUGAAAUUUCAUUUGAUGAUUUGGCCCAUAUGCGAGGAGAUACGUUGGGUUCCUUCAAUUUGAAAGAUUCGACACCAUACAUACCUACUCUGAAGGUUAGUAUGAAUCCAUCAAAGAAAAUGACGGGUGAACAGUAUCGAAAGAUACAAAUGGCAAACAAAAAGAAUAAAGCCGUAAGCUUAACUAGGCAUCAGGAACUGAUGCAAGCACAGUUUAAGCAACAGCAACAGGAGCAAUUACAACAGUUUCCAGCAAAUGGUCCUCCACGUGCUAUGAGUUUACAGAGAAACCCAAAUGGAUAUUUAAGAGGCCCUCCUCCACCGAAUAUGCCUCAUCUGCCUUAUCCGCCUAAUCCUGGAAUGCCUCCGCAAGGUCUCCCACAUGGGUAUGGUUAUUCUCCGAUGGGACCUUAUCUAGGCCCACCACAGGGAUAUCCGCCAGUGCCCCAACAGUACGGAUAUCCACCUGUUGGACCGAGGUCUAUGUCUAUGCAGUCCCAAAACACCAUGCAGCGUGGUUACCCGGGUCCUUUAUUCAAUCCACAGAAUCAACCUCCUAUCCCAACAUCUGAAACAACAAACAUGCCCAGGUCUUUUUCAAAUCAAUCAGGACCUGGUGGAAUUCGUUCUCAAACCAACAACAACUUAGAGAAUGCCAAAGAGGCUGAAAAUAAGCCUAGGGUGCCUGUUGAGGAAAAAAAGCCUAAGAAAGUAACCAAAAUCGAUUUUUCGACUUUUUCGGAUGAUGAUGAUGAUAGUCAUGGUGUAAACGAUACUACCACUCUUACUAGUGCUAAUGUUAAGGAUUCAAAUAAGAGAGAGAUUAAUGAGAAUAACAGUAGUAAAGGGGUUGUCUACUCGGAGGAGGACCCAGAAGAAGAAGACCAAUUUGAUCCUAAACAUGAGUCUCCUGUAAAGGGUCAUUCGAGAAGGGCGGACGGAAGAGCUGGUGCAGAUUCGGUUGUCACAUUUGAGUCUUUCAAUGCGUCUGAGCAGAAAGCUAACCAAAAUGCACUUUAUGGUACAACGAACUCCACUCAGCAAACAGUCUUCUAUUCAGCGAGUGAGUUUCCCACAUCUGAUGACAACCAACAGAGAAACAAGAUUAAACAACUUAAAAACAACUCUUCCAAACUUAAUCUCAGUGAAAUAAACGAUGAAAUUGAUGACGUGACUCAAAGGUUAUCGGAUUUUCCCGGUGAUGAAACUAAAGUUCAUGACAAGAGCAAUAGAGAUUCUGUUGCUACUAGCAAAUCGACACAGCCAUUACACUUUGAUAAUGAACCUGCUGGCAAAAGCAUUUCGAAUGAAUUGCAACAACAACACCAGCAUAAACCCUUGCUUUCACCAUCUCCUGUUUCUACUGUUGGAAUUAAUAAAAACAUGGUUGAUAUGUCUCUGAAGCUGAAAUCACAAGAGUCACUACAGGGAAAAACUGUUAAAGAUAACAAAACGAAUCACAAUCAACUAUUUCCUAUACCGUCUAGAACCAACCUUAUUACCCCUCCAUCAAGUGCUUCGCUGUUAUUAGAUGGUAGAUCAGCGAAAAGCAAGUCUGCUGAUUUCGAUCCACAGACGCCAGUAUCCACGUAUUCUAUACCAACCAGCGCCUUUACGGCCGAACAAUUCGGCUUACUAAAUGAUAAUCAAUCAUUGUUACAGGAAUUAGAGUUGGUAACUACUGAACUUGCCUCGUCUGUAUCUAGAGAAAUUCAGCUUGAAGAUACGCUAAGGCGUGGUGGUAGCGAGGUAGACGUCAAUAUCUCGCAAGAAUUUAAAUUAGAUCAUGUGAUCAUUGAUGAUGAUAAAGUAGAGAUUAAGCCAGAGGCAUAUAGAAAUUCCAGAGAAUAUGCCAAAACAUUAACGGCGUUAGCAAAACAGUUGAACGAUGAGCGCAAGAAAAGAUAUACCAUUGAGGAGAUGUUGCUACAAUAUCAAGAAUCGUCUAAUUUGCCAGACACCCAGCGUCAAUUACUCUACGAGGAAAAACAAAAUGUACGUCAGCUUAAUGACCGUGUAAACGACUUAUUAGAGAAUGAGAAACUAUACCGUAGUGAUAAGGAAUUAUUAGAAACGGAAAAUGAGGCAUUGAAGUUCGAAUUAGAGGAGGUAAAGAGGAAAUAUAAAAAUAUUGAAAAUCAGGUCAUUCCUCAGAUGCAAGAUCGGUUGAAUUUCUUAGAAGCUUUUUAUGAGCAACAAAACCUAAAUAUGUAA